CAAAACAACAGCAGCUGUGGACCCUUCAAUGUUUUUUUUUUUUUUUGGGUCUUCGUCUAUUUUAAACAGCGCUAAUGGAGAAACCAAAUUUCCUAAUUAGGGGUGUGGCUGAUAGUACACGUGACACGAUGCCACAGUCUUUAAUCUUUGGACUGUGAUUUUUUUUUGGGAUUUUCGAAAAAGCUAGCUUCUAGACCUUUGACUGGACCCAGCGCAAAACGACAUGUUGCACAUGCAUUCUGCGCUGCAUAUUUUUGACUUUCUACAGCAAAUUCAAAGCUCCAUCAGCGAGGCAGACUUUGACAUUCUGCUAGCGGAACUGUCUUCAAGUGACUUUAUUCCCGACAAGCAAGCACCCUCACAGUUCACUGUGUCAAUAGCACAUGAAAUACCCCAUCCACUGAUAGCCGAACUCAAAGAUAUUUCAACAACGGCCAUGGCGAAACCUACAUUUCAUUCUAUGAUAAAGAGGAUAGCUGAUGGAUAUAAUCUUCUGGAAAAGGUUGCCUCCGUCCUCAAGGAAGAUUAUCUGAUAGCAGACUUUAUAGAAGCCAUGCGCAUCGGAGACCCGUAUGCAACACCUCAGGAAGUUACAGCCAGCGUCAAUGCAUUUGUCGAAAGCCUGGAACCACCGGCUCUACAAGAUGAAGUGAAUUCUAUACUUGAUAGCAAACGGUGCGAAAAUAGUAUCGCUUUGAACUAUCCACAGCUCGUAGAAGCGCACAAUAUCAUACAAGAUGAAGUUGUAUAUCAGCGAUUUGUUGAAUUGCUGGAAGAUUGUGCCAUGGAGGGCUCAUUAUGGCCACAAAUUAUUGCACGCAUUUACGAACUCAUUCAAUCUCAAAGACCGCAAGUAUGGGAGCAGUUGGGCUUACUGCUCGAUAGAGUAUCUCGGACCGAUGACAAGCCUACUAAUUCAAAUCGCGAAGAAUUCGUCAAACGCAACUUUCUCGACAGUGGUAGCAGACCAGAAUUGGACGCUGACAUAGACCGUGCACGUAUGGAGCACACGCUAGGAUUAUAAUACUCUUCUUUCAUUUUCUUAAUAACGGAUGGCUUAAUAAUGUCAUUUGCCAGCCCCCCACCCCAACGCAUUCAUCAUCUCCGUACUCAAAAAAGUUGCAGUCAUUGCUGUAGAUCUCUCAUUCAUGUAACAAGUACUCGAAUUUUAUUUUGUAAAUAAAAAGAUUUGGACCUCAUAUGAUA
Umbelopsis ramanniana AG is the source of this 1206-nucleotide messenger RNA. RefSeq lists its product as uncharacterized. The record is from RefSeq and is a predicted model, not a curated record. The coding region runs from base 224 to 1024 and encodes 266 amino acids. NCBI's taxonomy places the organism in Eukaryota, Fungi, Mucoromycota, Umbelopsidomycetes, Umbelopsidales, Umbelopsidaceae. The transcript has 3 exons.